AACCAACCAUACAGAAUGUUCCACAUUGGAAUCUACAUCCGACGUUCUGCACUAGUGGGCCUACUGAAAAAGUGUUGAUCAGUUUACUUCGAAAAUUAUUUAAUAUCUUUUUAUCAAUUUUAUGUGAAUUAAUUUGAUUCUUCGACACCAAAUUUCUGAAACGUUAACGGAUUUUCAAUCGAAAUGGAUUUUAUGAGGAACCCUACAUCGCCUGAGCGAUCGCGUUUCAGUAUGGAAGGGCUGUUGGACUUCUCUGCGUUAGAGAAGCCAGUGAAAGCCCAUUUAACGCGUGUUUAUGGCGCUUUAUCAAUGGCCUGUUUGGUGUGCACAGCUGGUGUGUAUUGCACACUCCAGGGCAUCAUUCCAGCGUUUCUGGCCGGAAACUUCCUGUUCAUCCUGGCCAUUUUCGGCAUGACCAUCGCUCUGGUGACGAUGGAGCCAACUAUGCAGAACCAAGAUAAACGAAUGGGUCUCUUCAUGGGAAUCGCAGCUAUGAUGGGAAUCAACAUGACACCCUUGAUUCAGACGGUUAUCCAGAUCAAUCCACAGAUCAUAUUUACGGCCUUAUUGAUGACAGCGACCAUUUUUGUGUGCUUCACGUUGGCAUCGCUUUUAUCCGGCAAUGCCCGAAGCUUCUUAUACCUCGGAGGAAUUCUCAUGUCAGGUCUAAGCUCCCUGAUGAUCAUUCGUUUGAUCGGGAUGUUGACUGGAUGGCGAAUGGCAAUGGAUGUGACAUUGUACCUUGGAUUGGCACUCAUGUGUGGAUUCAUCCUUUUCGACACGCAGAUGAUCGUCAUGAAACGCCGAAUGGGAGACACGGAUUACAUUAAACAUGCGUUGGAUCUCUUCAUUGAUGCCGUCAGUCUUUUCAAGCACAUUCUGGUGCUUUUGGCACAAAAAGACGAGCAACGAAACCGAAAACGUCGCAGUAAUUAAAACUUGACCGAUGUUACGAAGUGUAGUCUGUCUGGAAUUGUAUCUAUUAUUCCAUUUUAUGAACCAGCAUACCUAGUUAUAGUACCAAGCCGGACGAUGUGAGCUUGUGAGGCUUUUAUUUCUUUAUCGCGCAUGUGUCAAAUAACUGCCGCAUUAUUUUGUGUGCAGCGCAAAAUUUGAUUUUGUCAGUUUACUGUAAUUGUCAGUGUUCGCAUUCUGGGACUGAACGUAAGCACAUAGAGUAAGUACUUUUUAGAAAUCCGUUUUCUGCUUUAGAUCCUGUAAUGUUUAUUUAAAGCGCUGUUAGUGCGAGCCAAGAUGUGAAAUUAAAAGAUGAAUAAUGCAA
Paramacrobiotus metropolitanus is the source of this 1282-nucleotide messenger RNA. Its product is annotated as probable Bax inhibitor 1. Bases 184 to 936 code for a protein of 250 amino acids. Gene Ontology annotation, biological process: cellular response to unfolded protein; negative regulation of endoribonuclease activity; negative regulation of RNA splicing. Gene Ontology annotation, cellular component: mitochondrial membrane. The transcript is spliced from 7 exons. The record is from RefSeq and is a predicted model, not a curated record. NCBI's taxonomy places the organism in Eukaryota, Metazoa, Tardigrada, Eutardigrada, Parachela, Macrobiotidae. Gene Ontology annotation, molecular function: enzyme binding.